CCCACAGCUCCUCUCCACAGCUCCUCCCCACAGCCAGGCAGAGUUUCGACGUCUGUCGUCUCGUCACGUCUCGUCCCGACGGAGAGUCAGAACGCAGCAGCCAUGACUGACGUGGCUCAGAAACAGGAGAAACUCCUGUCUACCUGCAAGCCUGUGCAGAGAAGCUAUGUGCCCAAGCUUGGCAAAGGGGAGGUGAAAGAUAAGUUCGAAGCCAUGCAGAAGGCCAGAGAGGAGCGCGGUAAAAGGAAGAACCAGGAGGAGCGCCAGAGGAGAAGGGAGCAGUACGUUAGGGAGAAAGAAUGGAACCGUAGGAAGCAGCAGAUGAAGGAGCUACUAGCGUCCAGCGACGAGGAGGAGGAGGAGGCAAAGCCAGCCAAGCAGGAGAAAUCAUACGUCCCCAAGAUAACAGGGAGCGUCAAGGGAAAGUUUGCUGAGAUGGAGAAACAGCGGCAAGAGGAGGAGAGGAAGAGGGCAGAAGUGGAGAGACAGAGGCGCAUGACACAGGACACACUGGAGAAGACGAAGAUCCAGAGGGAACUGGCCAAGAAAGCAGAGGAGGAGGGGGAUAGCUCCCUGCUUGUCAAGGUGGUGCCGACCAAGCCCUCCAAGGCUCCAGGCAAGAUCAAGGUGAAUUUCGAGGAGCUGGGCAAGGCUCGGGAAGAGGAGGAGAAGAAGAAGUCAGAGGAGGAGAAGCACCGACGGUACGAGGAGCACAGGCGCUCCUUCAGCAAAGCCAUGAGGCACUCCCAGCAUACGGAGGACGAAAAUGAACCCAAGCCCACAGAGAAGAACCAGAUGAGCCCAGGCAAGCUGAAGAUGACUUUUGAGGAGCUGGAGAGGGAACGGCAGGAGCAACAGAAACAGCAGGCAGAGGAGGAGGCCCGGCGGCGCCUGGAGGAGGAGAGACGGGCCUUCGAGGAGGCCCGGCUGCAGAUGGGAACCGGGAGCGAGGAGCCAAACCCUCUGUCCACGAAGGAGGAGGUCAGACCUGGGAAACUGAAGCUGAGCUUCGAGGAGCUGGAGAAGCAGAGGCUGGAGGAAGCACUUAAGCGCGUGGAGGAGGAGGCCAGGAAACGCAUGGAAGAGGAGAAGGCGGCUUUCGCCGAGGCCAGAAAGAGCAUGGUCGUCGACGACGACGACGACAUCCUCGCCGCCAUGUUGAGCGCAGAGGCCGCCAAGCCUGGCAAGCUGGCCAUCAGCUUCGAGGACCUAGAACGCCAGAGGCGGGAAGAGGAGCAUAGAAAGGCUGAAGAGGAGGCGAGGCGUCGGCUGGACGAGGAGAAGCAGCUCUUUGCAGAGGCACGCAGGAACAUGAGUCCAGUCCAGGAUCAGGAAAAUUUUAUGACUUCAUGUGGAGAUGGAGAAUGUCCUUUCCAGGUGUGUGAAGAGGAAGGGAUGGAGAAGAGCGGGUCACAGGAGGCUUUGGCCCCUGGAAAGCUGGAGAUCAACUUUGAGGAGCUUCUCAAACAGAAGGAGGCAGCAGAGAAGAAGCGCAAGGAAGAGGAACGCAGGCUGAAGAUGGAGCAGGAGAAACAUGAGUUUGAGCAGCUCCGGCAGGAGAUGGGGGAGGAGGAAAUAAACGAAAGCUCUCUGGUGGUGAGCAGAGAGUACGAGGAGCUGAGCAAGCUGAAGAGGAUCGGCACGGUACAUGCCAAAAAUCUGAAGUCAAAGUUUGAGAAAAUCAAGCAGCUCAGUGAGGAAGAGAUCCAGAAGAAGAUCGAGGAGGAAAGAGCGCGAAGAAAGGCCAUCGACCUCGAAAUCAAGGAACGGGAAGCAGAAAGAUUCCAGGAGGAUGAGGAAGACGUCAAGAAGGCCUGCAAAGUGCAGCACGCCCCCUUCAGGCAGAAGGUGGACAUGCAGGCACGGUUUGAGGAGAUGGCGAAGGCCAGGGAGGAACAAGAGAGGAAGAGGAUUGAGCAACAGAAGUUACAGAGGAUGCAGUUUGAACAAGAAGAAAUUGACGCAGCACUACAGAAAAAACGUGAAGAUGAGGAAGAGGAAGAAGGAAGCAUCAUCAACGGAUCCACCACCUACGAGGAUGAGGAGGACCACGCCAGGUCCGGGGCUCCUUGGUUCAAGAAAUCCCUGAAGAACCAAUCGGUGGUAGACGGAGAGCCGGUGCGGUUCACGGUUAAGAUAACCGGUGAGCCCAAACCAGAGGUGACGUGGUGGUUGGAGGGAGAGGUGCUGCAGGACUGUGAGGAUUAUCAGUACAUCGAGCGGGGGCAAACGCACUGCCUAUACCUGCCGGAGACCUUCCCUGAGGACGAGGGCGAGUAUAUGUGCAAGGCCGUCAACAGUCGGGGUACUGCAGCCAGCACCUGCAUUCUGAUUGUGGAAACUGAAGACUAUUGAUGUCCAUCACUGGAAUUCUCUCGCUUGUGUCUCGUCAAAAGGCAUAUGGUGGGGCCAAAAACGAAAAAUUAAACCGACAUUAGAAACCACAGUUCCACCAGUAAGUACAUAAAUUGGGGGGGACACAGGCAUACCAGCGUCAGACGGCCAGGUGGAUGCUGAGGAAGUCACUGACCAUUCGGAAGCACGCCUUCCUCCCCGUCACCUCUCUUCACUCCACGUUCAGACUCCAUCCACAAGUUAAAUACUAGUUAAAUGUGUUAUCACUUGUAAGUAUUGUGGGAAAAAGGUUGUUUUUAUAGGAUUGUUGCUUGGUAUGGAUAGUGUUGAGUUAGUUCUCAGUUGCUGCUUACAGUGUUCCCCUCGAACACAUGAAGUGCACGGACAGCAGCGAGCAGAGACACCAUCUCGCUGCCAUUCUUCCAGCACACGGCACCAAGAGAACAAUGUUUAUAAACAGGCUGACCAUUUCAAAUAAAAUGAAUGUGAAAGCGA
Brienomyrus brachyistius is the source of this 2850-nucleotide messenger RNA. RefSeq names its product nexilin (F actin binding protein) (gene nexn). Gene Ontology annotation, biological process: dendrite self-avoidance; homophilic cell-cell adhesion; axon guidance. Gene Ontology annotation, cellular component: axon; plasma membrane. The transcript is spliced from 14 exons. Gene Ontology annotation, molecular function: cell-cell adhesion mediator activity. NCBI's taxonomy places the organism in Eukaryota, Metazoa, Chordata, Actinopteri, Osteoglossiformes, Mormyridae. The coding region runs from base 103 to 2355 and encodes 750 amino acids. The record is from RefSeq and is a predicted model, not a curated record.